Molecule: messenger RNA, 6651 nt
Organism: Mobula hypostoma (lesser devil ray)
Lineage: Eukaryota; Metazoa; Chordata; Chondrichthyes; Myliobatiformes; Myliobatidae
Gene: tmem266
Product: transmembrane protein 266
Exons: 11
Coding region: 434-2143 (569 amino acids)
Biological process (GO): transmembrane transport; monoatomic ion transport
Cellular component (GO): plasma membrane; dendrite
Molecular function (GO): monoatomic ion channel activity; voltage-gated channel activity
Source: RefSeq, a predicted model, not a curated record
GGGGGUGCAAUUGAUAAGACAAUUCUGUUUGGAUCUCUGCUGGAUUGAUCAUCUCAACACUCCGGUGGUGAUGACGCUAGCAUUUUAUUCCACUUCUUGUUCCUGAGUAAGAGAGGCAGCGGCCCGGGUGUAAGGCAAAUCCGCUAGAGAGAGAGAAAAGAGAGAGAGAAAAAAGAGAGAGAGAGAGGGAGAGAGGAGGGAGAGAGGAGAGAGCGAGAGAGAGAGAGAGAGAGAGAGAGAGAGAGAGCGACUGACCGACUUCCACCGAUUGCGCUCAUCAACGGGAAGCCCUCCACCCGCCGACAGUCUCACCAACCCAGCUACGGGAGCCACUCGCGGGGGUCUCCAGGAUGUGACAGGGCAUUAGAAGUCAAGGCAAUGGGAUGAGAUUGCAGUAACUUCUGGUGGAGUUCUGAGAAGGGCAUCUCUCCACAUGGCGGACAACCAGCUCGGUCAGGAAGCGAGUGUGUCAGACCUGGAGAUCAUCUCACAACAGGUGGAGGAGGAGAGCCAGUGCAUCGCCCCAGUACAGCUGGUCAGCUUCGCCUAUCGCGACCUGCCGCUGGCCGCGCUCGACCUCUCGCUGGCCGGCUCGCAGCUGCUCUCCAACAUGGACGACGAUGAUCAGCGCGAGAGCUCGAACUGGCUGAAGCCAUGCUGUGGCAGGCGAGCAGCAGUCUGGCAGGUGGUCUUGCUGAGUGUUGGGCUUAACUGCUUCCUGGUGGCGGCUGUGAUCCUGGUCGUCCUUCUCCUCACGCUGGAGCUCCUCAUCGACACCAAGUUGCUUCAGUUUAGCAGUGCGUUCCAGUUUGCUGGAGUCAUUCACUGGAUAAGUCUCGUCAUCCUCUCUGUCUUCUUCACAGAGACUGUCUUCAGGAUUGUUGUUCUUGGCAUUUGGGAUUACAUUGAGAACAAAGUUGAGGUGUUUGACGGUGCUGUAAUCGUCCUGUCCUUGGCGCCCAUGGUGGCUUCGACAGUGGCAAAUGGACCCAGCAGCCCGUGGGACGCCAUCAGCCUGAUCAUCACCCUUCGCAUAUGGAAGGUCAAGCGCAUCAUUGACGCGUACGUUCUGCCGGUGAAGGUGGAGUUGGAGAUGGUGGUGCAGCAGUACGAGAAGGCCAAGCAGGUCCGCGAAGAGCAGCUGGAGCGGCUGACGCAGAUCUGUCAGGAGCAGGCGUUCGAGAUCAGGCAGCUGAGGGCUCACCUUGCCCAGCAGGACCUGGACUUGGCAGCCGAGAGGGAGGCCGCCAUGCAGAUGCACCACGUCUGGAACAAGCAGACCAACAAGUUUCAAGUGGUGGACGGGUCAAACACGGGGGGGUCCGAUGACGAUGGAACCGAGAGUGUCAUCGGCCCACACCAGCCACCAAAAGCAGCCACAAGUGACGACAUGAACAAUUACAUCAGCCAGUAUUACAGUGAGCCAAGCAGCGGUGAGUCGAGUGAAUCAGCCCCUCCUUGCAGCCCUCACCAACAACAGCAUCACAAAACUGUCCACGUAAAGACACAAAACCCUUCUCUGCCUGUGAGUGGGAAAGGAAUUGUCAACAUUUCAGAGCCGGCGGUCCCAGAGAGCGGAUCCCACGUCAUUACCACUGCUGCUAUCGAUGUCCACCUCCCCAGCACGCUUCACAACGCCUCGUCCGAUUUCCUGAGCGCCGAGCUGCCGGCCCAGCUCAGUUCCGUGAGUGACACCUUGGGGAGCGCCUCCAGAUCCGCAGAGAGUGGCGCCGCACCGGCCGAGAGCGCCCUGGGCUCUUCCACGGACUGCAGCACGCCCAGGGAGAGCUCCUCUGAAAGUUACCCGCUCAAAAGGCACAAAGACAAUGAGGAGCCCACGGCGCUGAGCGAGCCAAGCAGAGCAGUGCAGCAACUGCUCUCUACCUUAUCGGAGGACAGCUGCCUCACGCAGAAAGGACUGGACCCCGUCAACCUUAAGCCACCAAGUCCGCCUGUGUCCCCUGAUGCCAGCCCAGAGAUGGGACACAGAGUUAACCUCUGCAACAAAAGAAACCAAGACCAUCUCCAUGUCUACCCAACAAAGCAGGUUAUCCCAAUCCAAGGCAAUGAUCUGGCGCUGGAUGAAAAGUACAGGUUCCUGGAACCUACAGAGCCGACAGCAAACAGGCUGCCAGAGUCAUAGUUCUCACCCUGCCCGGAGCAACUUUCUGUUUACCUGGACUUAUUCUUGUCAUAAGCCAAGGAUCAGCCGUGGGGAAUUCACCCGUGACCUCAAACGGGAAAGGUCACGGCCGUCCAGGUCCCACAUCUGGAUGUGGAGGAGAAUGUCUUGCCAUCAGCACUUACUCAAGUACCGAGUCAGUGCAAAGUGUUAUGAUGAACCCAUGACUUUUUUUUAAUUAAGGACGUACAUUUUUUGUUAACUUGUAAUAUAUCACCAAGUGUUGAACAUCAUCGGAAGAGCUUUCUGGGAGGAAAUCCACAAUGGUUAGCGAGGGCGAUUUUUUUUUUAAACAGACACAGUGGCCUACCAUAUCGAUGAAUGUAUCUCCAGUGAGAUAGGUCCAGGUACGUCCGUGGACUCCAUGUGCCUGUCCAACCCACAUCUCCCGAUGGCAACCCAAGCCUAACAGCUGCUGCAGGCGAUACUCAGCGACGAGCUUCUGCAACGCCCUUACCUGUGACUUCAAAGGGAUGGGUGGUGGGGGGGAGGAUUUAACCCAUAACACCCCCAAACCAUAAUCAGUACAGGAAGUCUCACACAAGUUGUGAACAUUACUACACCAGAUUCCAACAGUUUAAGCCUAUGGUCAGAGGGAGAGUUAGAUGUUUGACAAUAGAAUUGGACGUCAGUCAGAAAGGAAAGGGGAGAUUUUGCCAAUCAGUAUUCUGGGCUUUGCAGAAUGUUCUCAUUUGUAACCUUCAAUCAGUCAUUCUUAAACGGUAUUGGGUUACGCAAAAGCAGGUGAUGUGACCGGGGCGGGGGUUUGCGAAAAACAACUGCUGUCUUUAAAAAUGAUACUGCAGACAAAAGAUAAUAUCAAAUAAAUUACUUACAGGCUUUAAGUAAUUUUUAUAAAUCCAAUUGUAAACAUAGAAGGUGACAGCAUAGUACAAGCCCUUUGGCCCACAAUGUUGUGCCGACAUUUUAACCUACUCAAUCUAGCCCUUCCCUCCCACAUUUCUCUAUCAUCCAUGUGCCUAUCUAAAAGUAUCUUAAAUGCCCCUAAUGUAUCUGCCGCUACCACCGCCUCUGGCGGUGUGUUCCACGCACCCACCACUCUCCACGUAAAGAACUUAGCUGACAUUCCCCUUGUACUUUUAUCCAGUCAACCUAAAAUCGUGCCCUUCGUAUUUCAGCCUGGGAGAAAGCAGGGGAAUAGGGCUGAGAGGGAAAAUAAAUCAGCCACGAACAAAUAGUGGAACAGACUCAAUGGGCCAAAAGGCCUAAUUCUGCUCCUUUGUCUUAUGGUCUUACAGUUUUAAAUGGUUUCUGGCUGUCCACUCAAUCUAUGUCUCUUACCAUUUUAUACACCUCUAUCAAGUCACUUCUCGUCCUCCUACACGCCAAAGAGAAAGGCCUAGCUCGCCCAACCUUUCACCAUAAGACAUGCUCUCUGAUUCAGGCAGCAUCCUGGUACUUCAGAAUACUUUAACUGCCCUUGACAUGAAAUAGAAAUCACGAGAGAAUUUUAGGCAGUUUGGAACAUUUUUUAUGAAUUAGAUGCAUCACCACACAUUCAUCAGAUACUGGCUCACAAUGGUUUUACCCCUCUGUUAACAGAAUUACCAGGAUAGAUUCAGCAGAUGGGAGAGAAUGUACUGGUAUUAUUAACACACGAGAUUCUGCAGAUGCUGGAAAUCCAGAGUAACACACACAAAAUGCUGGAGGAGCUCGGCAGGUCAGGCAGCAUCUACGGAGAGGAAUAAAGAGCCGACAUUUUGGGCUGAAACCCUUCAUCAGUAUUAUUAACGUUUGUUACUGAACAGAAUCCAGUUUUGCCUUGCAGAACUUCCUUUAUUCAUAUAGAAAUCUGCUUUUCAGUUGGACGGCCUCACUCUAGCCCUUAUCAAGCCCGCUUGCCUAAGCUGUUAAAUUCUCACCAUUUGGCUAUUAAGUCAUGGACCAGUAAGUGUUGCUCUCUCACAAAGAUCUGCCUCACCCUGCCCUCAUUUACUGCCCUGUCUAAUGAUGCAAUUCCAAUAACAAUGAACUUGACAAAUGAAAUCAGCUAGUAACCUUGGAAUAGUGUUCAAAGUUCAAAAUAAAUUUAUUAUCGAAGUAUGUCAGCAAGUACUACCCUGAGAAUCAAUGAAAAUCUUCACACAAACAACCAAUGUGCAGAAAAAGACAAACUGUGGUUAAGGUGCUGGACAAGUAACCGGACAAGUCACCUGGUGGUUCAGAGACGUUAACUACCACAGCAGCAGUGGAAUUUAAAUGUAGUUAAAUAAACCUAGAAUUUAAAACAUAAUAUUAGUAAUAAUGUCCAUUGUCAUCACUUUUCUGCCUCAUAAUAUUCCUUUUGGAAAGAGAUGGUGAAGUGACUAAUUCCCGGUUCAAUUCCAGGAACAAGAUCCAAGCCGUAUAAAAUGCUGGAGGAACUCAGCAGGUCAGGCAGCAUCGACGGAAAUGAGCAAAUAAACAGUCACAGACCUCAGGCCCACUUCAGGUCUGAGCCCAAGACAUCAACUGUCUAUUCCUUUUCAUCGAUGCUGCCUGGCCUGCUGAGUUCCUCCAGCAUUUUGUGUGUGUGACUCUGGAUUUCCAGCAUCUGCAGAAUCUCGUGUGUUCAAACUCCAAGCCAUAAUACCACUUUCACUUGCCCGUCCCUGUUAUGAGGCCAACAGUGACGACCCCGAUUUCAACAGCUUACUUCAGCUGCUCCAGUGGUCAACUUUCACCAAGAUACCCACCGUCCCAAGAAAUCACAACCUCAUUUUAGUGCGCUGAAAAUAAGCGGUUAAAUAAUUGGGAAAAGGCAUAAAUCCAAUGGAGUGAUGGUAGAAGUUGAACCAAGACUGCAUCAUCAGUGGGCUGAACUGUAUUUGCUGACACUUAUCCACCACUCAGAACCUCUAAUGGCUGUUGAGUUAUUCCGGCUUUCCCUCAAACCUGCUUUCGAGAAAUAUUGAAAGUCCUCGAUAGAGUGGACAUGCUUCCAAUAGUGGGAGAGCCUAGGCACAGCCUCAAAAUAGAAGGAUAUAGAACAGAGAUGUGGAGGAAUUUCUUUCACUAGAGGUUGGUGAACUUAUGGAAUUCAUUGCCACAGACAGCCAUGGAGGCAAAGUCAUUGGGUAUACUUAAAAAGUGUAGGCUGAUAGUUUCUUGAUUAGUAAGGGCGUCAACGAUUAUAGGGAGAAGGCAGAAGUAUGAGGUUGAAUGCAAAAAUAAAUCAGGCCUGUUGAAAUGGCAGAGCAGAUUUAAUGGCCAAAUUCUGCUCCUAUGUCCUAUGAUCAUGUGGAGAAGGCAGGAGAAUGGGGAAAUAAAUCAGCCAUGAUCGAACAGUAGAGCAGAUGUGAUGGAUGAAUGGCCUAAGCUUUAUAGUCAAAUACAAGUCAGCAUAAAGCGAAUCACAAUUCGUUGGAACUGGUGUCCUGUGGGAAGAACUCCCUACCACAGAGCGGAUCCUUUUCACACCAGAUUUCGGAUUAUAGAUUGUAGAAGGUUGUACCUUUGGAAGUGAAACAUUUGAAUCUUGUUGGGAGCCCCGUGGAAUUUAUCAGCAGGUCAGUAGUUGGGACUGAGAUGCAAGGAGGGUUGACGCCACAUCUUGCCAAGUUAACGGAACACUGCGUACUCAUGCUAGAGAGAGCGAAACAUGUACUAUCCCCCAUUCAGUGGAGCCUGCACCGGUGUAGAAGUGGGGUGAACGAGGUGUCUGGCUAUUGAGCAAUACCAGCAAUCCAUUGCUAUCCUGCAGGCGUGAGGGUUUGCUGGGGGUGGCGAGGUGGCCAGUUGUCGGCAAAGGCCACUUGUGACGUUCAAACUCUUGGAAAACGAGGGGACCGUGAAAAAUACAAACAAAGAUGAUUCUUAAAAAAAUAAAAAGCAUUGUCUCUAUUCAACAAAAGUCUAUAGUUGACAGCUGUAUCACCAGAAGUCUCUCCUAAAAUGGUAUUUCAUUUAAUGGACGGAAACAGGAAGGCCAUCUGAAUUAUGUAUAUGAUUCACAGAACACUGGGCUUACUAAUUCUCCAGGGACAACACACUGACCUAAAAAAAGGACAAAAAUACGGUGCAUUUAAAGAUGGGAGUGGUGGGGGCCAAGUACGAGGACUUAUUUCCAGCCAGACUCCCCGGUACUGAUCUGCUGCAUCGACUACCCUUGUCAGAGAACAACAUGAUUCAAGAUGCCACCUCUGUAAGAGACUAAAGGCUUUAAUUAUGGGGACGGAGAUAUGAUCUGAUAUUUGCACCCCGCAUGUAAACUAUAUGCAGUACACACAGAUUUGCAUUCGUAACUUUGAAAUGCUUCAUUUAUAAGGUCUGAAUUCUGUUUAAAAACAAAAAUUUAUAUUGCAACGAGAAACUGUGGAGAAUAUUAUGAAGUCUCUUUUAAAUAAAAACAACCGCAAGCUUUUUGAUUUAUUUAAGCGGUAUCGUUAGUCCUUCGUGCUUCCCGUUUUCUCCCAACAUGAGGCGGUAUGGUCGUGUGGCGGUUAAUGCAUCGCUUUACAGCGCUAGUG